CAGCAGGGGGGGACGUGUAUUAAGUUAGUAGAGUACAAAGAGCAUCAAGAACUCGUCACCUUUCACCCACUCCUCCGUCAAGCACGCAACUUGACAGGAACAUCGGCUUCACCAUAUACCACUUCGACCUGACCACCACACAACCCACCACCAAAAGCCAUGUCUCUCCCAACCACCCAAAAGCAGUGGCUCGUGCAGGGCACCGACAAGGGCCUCGACGGGCUCGUCUACCAGGACGCGCCGGUGCCCCAAGUCGGCGACACCGACGUGCUGGUCAAGCUCCGGGGCGCGUCGGUCAACUACCGCGACCUGAUCAUCCCGCGCGGGCACUACCCGUUCCCGCUGCGGAUGCCGGUCGUGGCGGGCUCGGACGGCGCGGGCGAGGUCGUCGCGGUCGGGUCCAAGGUGACCAAGUGGAAGCCCGGCGACAAGGUGGUGACACUGUUCAAUCAGGGCCACCAGGCCGGACCGGUGACUGUGGCAGCCAGUACGACGGGGCUGGGCGGCUGCAUCGACGGCACCAUGCGGCAGUACGGCGUGUUUGACCAGAACGGUGUCGCGCGCAUGCCGAAGAACUUGGACUUUGUCGAGGCCGCGACGCUGAGCUGCGCCGCGCUGACGAGCUGGAAUGCGUUGUAUGGUCUGAAGAGGCUGCAGAAGGGCGAGACGGUGCUGGUGCAGGGCACGGGAGGUGUUAGUCUGUUCGCGCUGCAGUUCGCCAAGGCAGCCGGCGCCACUGUGAUCGCGACCACCUCGUCUGCGGAGAAAGCCGAAGUCCUCAAGAAGCUCGGGGCAGACCAUGUGAUCAACUACCGCGAGGACCCCAACUGGGGCGAGACGGCGCGCAAGCUGACACCCAACGGCGAGGGCGUCGAGCACGUAAUUGAGGUGGGCGGUGCCGGGACCAUGACGCAGAGUCUGAAGGCUAUCAAGUACGAGGGCGUCAUCUCCAUCAUCGGCUUCCUCGGCGGGGCCAACCCCAAGGAGAGCACCCUCGAGGCGCUGAGCCACGUGUGCACGAUUCGCGGCGUGUAUGUGGGCUCGAAGCAGCAGCUGGAGGAGAUGGUGGCCGCCAUCGAGCAGCAUGACAUCCACCCUGUGGUCGACAAGACCGUCUUUACGCUCGACAAGGUGAAGGAGGCGUACGAUUACAUGUGGGAGCAGAAGCACUUUGGCAAGAUCGGCAUCAAGAUCGAGUAAGGUGCCUUAGGUAAGCUACGGUUACAUGCUAUGCCAUAAAUGUCGGAAACUGGUUUGUAUUGGCGUCUGGAGCAUAUCGUUGCAGAUAUGUAGGUUACCAUUGUCCAGAUCUAAAUCCAAUCCGCGUCCUUUCC
Chaetomium strumarium is the source of this 1334-nucleotide messenger RNA. RefSeq names its product alcohol dehydrogenase-like protein. The record is from RefSeq and is a predicted model, not a curated record. The transcript is spliced from 3 exons. Lineage: Eukaryota; Fungi; Ascomycota; Sordariomycetes; Sordariales; Chaetomiaceae. Bases 160 to 1200 code for a protein of 346 amino acids. Gene Ontology annotation, molecular function: oxidoreductase activity.